This is a messenger RNA of Gadus morhua (Atlantic cod), 5189 nucleotides long. Its product is annotated as KN motif and ankyrin repeat domain-containing protein 1. The transcript has 10 exons. Gene Ontology annotation, cellular component: cytoplasm; cytoskeleton. The coding region runs from base 959 to 4162 and encodes 1067 amino acids. Gene Ontology annotation, biological process: negative regulation of actin filament polymerization. The record is from RefSeq and is a predicted model, not a curated record. Gene Ontology annotation, molecular function: protein binding. Lineage: Eukaryota; Metazoa; Chordata; Actinopteri; Gadiformes; Gadidae.
AGGAAAGGGAAAAGAGAGGAGAGACAGAAAGAGAGAGAUAGGGAGGGUUGGGCCUCUGAGAGAGAGAGACAGGGGUUUGGAGAGAAAGAGAAGGACAAAUGAAAGAGAUAACUAAUGAGGGAUGUGGGAUGUGGAUAACAAUUUUUCUUUCCUGUAAAAUCUGUGUCUGCAGACGACAUUAGUAUUCUAUUGGUGGAUCUGGCUGGGUCUCAGGACAGUGAACACCGUAAGAAAUGGACCAGGUAAUUUGUAUGGACAACUCUUGUUUUAUUUUACAUUGCUCUAGUUGUUAGUAUAAGUAUCCAAUGUCUUGCACCGUAUUUACAAUUUUGACAACUUCAUGGUUUGAAACCCUCAGGAUCCCUGGUCCCCAUAUAAAAACCCUUUAUUUAUAUUUUCCCUUUUUUGCUCAUUUUUCAUUCACUGCUUGACAUACUUUGAGGUCUGUGGUUGAGAAGAAAUGCCAAGAAUAUGGCUUGGCAUUUAGAGGAAGACUUGCACUGUAAUUAUAGAGUGGGUCCAGUCUUAGCUUAAGACACAUACCAUGGGGAGGAAGUGUCAGUCCUGGAUGAUUCUAAAGUGCAGGUCCACACUAUUUGUGAACCUUUUCCUGUCCCUCCUCAACGACUGAGAGGCACUAGCUGGAGACUUCAGUCAAAACACUACAAGAGUUCAGCUGGGAGAGACAGAAUAUAACUGUUUUUGACUCACUCAGUGCAUGUCAGAGAGGAGUUUAAACUACUGAGGUACCAGGAAAUCUGGCUUUACCAAGAGUGUGCUUACCAGUCUCAGAGGAGCCUGUGGUUGCUAGCUCAACCCCAGAUACUUCAAGUGUGAUUUCCACAACGGCAUCAAAAUUAGGCGACUAAGCUUCAAAAGAAGGCCCAGAGUGGCAGCCAACCAUGUGGAACCACUGCCCAGUGAUGUGUCAUCUGGACGAAGGGUGCUUGCAGAAUCGAUGUUAUCGCCAAGUGGCGAGGAGGAUAGAAGAGUGUUGAGCAUGUCGUCUCUCACCAGGGGUCGGCCUCCCCUUCCCCCACCUCAUGGUCCCUCCUCUGACACUGCAUCCUACAGAAAGGAGACAACUACAGACACGGUCGAACGCUCAGAGUCCAGGACGUCCAGACCCGAGCCCAAAGCCAGAUCCUUGGCAUCACUGAGACGGGAUCCAGCGGUGGACAACCCCCAGGUGAAGGCCAACAAAACCUUGGAGCAGGAAACGACCCGACCGUCUCCCCCUGAGCCACUUCCACGCCGACGGCUAGCCAGCUUUGGAGGAGUGAGCUCGACCGGGUCGCUUUCCCCUUUCACAGGCCUCGGUGCGUACAAUCAGAACAACAAUGGAAACAAAACCAGUGGAGGCUUAGAACUCGAGCUGAAUUCCAGCACAAGAGGUAGCACAGGAUCCCUGAAAUUUAGUCCUCAAAGCCCCAUGCAUUUGCAUCACGUCCGUGACCAGAUGGUGGUGGCCCUGCAGAAGCUGAAGGAGCUGGAGGAUCAAGUUAAGACCAUCCCCAUCCUGCAGGUCAAGAUCUCAGUCCUCCAGGAGGAGAAGAGGCAGCUGCUCUCUCAGUUCAGGAACCACAAUGGAAGCCAGGACCUUGAUGACGUGUUCAGGAGGAGAGCCUACAGCACGGGGGCCACUGCAAACCUACAGAAGGCUUCGAAAGUAGAGAAUGACGUGAAUGAGAACCAGGAGGAGGUUUCAAGUGACUGCACGCGAGGCCUCAGGGACCUACAGAUGCUCAGUAAGGAGAUGCAGGCCUUGGAAAGGACUAUUAAAGGCGGUCAUUUGCAAGAGCAGCUUGGACUCAGUAAUAACACUCCUUGUGCCGGAUCUGCCAAGUCCCUUGCCGUCGGUACAAAUUUAGAAAUCAAUCAAAUAAAAACAUGCAAAUGCUCCAAACUCAUUGAGACCCGCUCCAUUGAAACAGGGGUCAACCUUGGACAUGUAACAGAAUUGGAAGCAGAGCUGGCGGUGCAGCAAGGACUAACUGAGGCCCUGGAAGAGAGAGUUGGUCAGUUGGAAGAGGAGUUGAAGGUAUCUGCACUCCAGAAAGGAAUGAGUCUCCUAAAACUAGAGCUUCAGGCUGCAGAAGAGAGGAAUCGGGUGGACAAGUCCGCCAAUACUAUGCCUGGUUCUCAGAGCAAAGCCACUAUGACAGAGAUUUACACCACCAGCAAGGGGGUGGGCAACCACGUAGAGCUGCGUGAAGCUAGCACAGGAGAUAGCAUUGAGUUCUGCAAAGUGGGGACAUCUUGUAGGCCCGAGUUUAGGAGUGUAGGCACUUGCUCGGAUGUGCCCAUGAGCCAGUGGCGUGAAAAGGUUGAAACAAAGGAACAGUGUGUAGGGGCUCAUAUUUCCACAAAUACCCAGGGCAUUGGGACAGAGAUUAGGACAUGUGAUUUAGGGACCAAUACAGAUUUAAUAAUCGAAAUUGGACAAGCACAGAUGGAAUACCUUACUGUGUCUUGUGGAGGUCUCGAUAGCAAAGCCGGAGAUUUAUGUGGAAUGGUUGAUUUUUGCCCAAUGGCCUUACCUCUGACAGCCUCACAACACACCAACACAGAGUCUCAUUCAGUGACACGUUUCACCAAUACAACGCAUGCCUCAAACACAAACUCCAGCACCAACACCAUCCUAAAUACAGAGGAGAAGCACACCAACACCACACAACCUGUCACAAGAACAGUAUCUGUAAGUAACAGGGUCAAACUUAUCAGAGGGGUUUCAGAACCCUGCCCUGUUUGCUCAGGAAUGUCUGCACGGCUUGGAGUUAUGCCAACACCAGCUCAAAAAUCAAAAACCAAAGACAUGGGUGUUGGAUUUACCAACAUCAAUGAUCAUUUCUUAGUGGGCCUGAAAACCAGGAACAUGGCCUCGGGUCCUUCCCAUCUACCUGAUUCCAGCAGGACCAGAAGCAUCGGUGUGGGAGAGGGAAAGGUGAGGAACCUGUCAAGGUCUUCUCAGUUCUUUCCUCAGAUGCCCCCGCAACCAAUGCAGUCCCAAUGGGAUCCACAGUUGACCCAUGGCAUGGAGCAGAUGCAAAGCCUGCUGAAGGAGCAGCAUGUUCUCAACAGCCCAGGCACCUGCGAUCAGAGGCCACGACCACAAGACACCCAGUGUGAAGCCCAAAUCCAGUCUCCAUCAUGGCCGCCUGAUGAUUUCACACAGAGGGAUCAGCCGAACUCAGGGAUCAGUGAAGUGAGUUGCAUCGACUCAGGGGUCAAAAGAAAGAUUCAACUAAUGGAGCAGCAUGCAUCCUCUGGUCUGCAAGACAGGUCAGCCAAUAUGCCACGCUCCACAGCUAAGAAACCCAGCACUGACCAGGGCAGCCACAGCAGGAGGGGCUCCAAGUUCAUGGGGGUGUCGGCAAGGUUUAAGAUAAGUGAGGCUAUUCUUACAGCCUGUCAAGCUUUAAGGACUUAUCUAAGGGAUCGAAAGGCCUUAUCAAGCAAGGAAUUGCAAGUCUGCCUCCACACUCUCCAACAGGAGUGGUUCAGCGUCUCAAGCCCCAAGUGGGCCAACGCCGCCAUGGUGGAGGACUACCUGGGGGCCUUCAGGGCCGUGUCCCCUGCCGUGCUGCACCACGUCGCCAACAUGGCCGACGGCAACGGCAACACCUCGCUGCACUACAGCGUGUCCCACUCCAACUUCGCCGUGGUGAAGAAGAUGCUAGACUCAGGAGUGUCUAACGUCAACCAGCAGAACAAGGCGGGCUACACACCGGUCAUGCUGGCCACGCUUGCGGCUGUGAGUUCACCGGAGGACAUGCGCGUGGUGGAGGAGCUGUUCGCCAGAGGGGACGUCAACGCCAAGGCCAGUCAGGCGGGCCAGACGGCCCUGAUGCUGGCGGUGAGCCACGGGAGGCUGGACAUGGUGCGGGCCCUGCUGGAGCGUGGGGCGGACCUCAGCCUCCAGGACGAGGAAGGCUCCACCGCGCUCAUGUGUGCCAGCGAGCACGGCCACGCCAACAUCGUCAGGCUGCUGCUGGCCCAGCCCGCCUGCGACACGGCGCUGAGUGACAGCGACGGCAGCACUGCCCUGUCCAUCGCCUUGGAGGCGGGCCAUCAUGACAUCGCUCUGCUGCUGUACGCACACGCCAACUUCUCCAGAGGGCAGAUACCAGCACACAGCUCCUUAUCAUCACAGAAGCCCUGAGUACCUGCACGUCAUGUUGGGGAGCCUCCUCAGUCUCCUGGGGGGAAUAGUGGCUCUUAAUUAAAAUGACAUUACAUCUGCUUACCCGACGGUGCUGGCUCCCAUGGAUAUUUAAUACAAGCCCUUUCUAAGCAUAUUCAAGAUUUCAAGAUCAAAGCACUCGGCAGAGGAGACUCUCCACAACAAUAUUCACAUUUUCAGAAGGGCUGCACCGCAUAGCAUUUUGCACAUCUUGCUUUAACACGUGUUUUGAGUAUCAGACGUUGUUCUUGUUUUUUGUUUUGCAUAGACUUUUGCAUAAAACGUUAAAUUGCAGUAAUGUGCAGUGUGCUUUUAUUUGAUGCAUUAAAGAGGAAAGAGGAACUGAAGCAUGCCAGCAUAUCUAUAGUACUAAAACAGUGUUCACCAUUACCUUGUUGAGGGGUGCCUUGUUUUUUUAAUAUACUGUAAAAAUAUAUGCACAGCAUUUAUAUCCCUCUAUGUCAGGUGAGCCAUUUGUGUGAUAAUGUGUAUGAGGAGGACAAAAAAAGAUUAAAAUAAUUGUGAUGAAUCAGAUACAAUGAAUCAGUAAUUAACAAGAUUGAGAUCUAUGUAUAUUCAUAUAAAGGCCAAUGUUACUAACAACCAUGUUAAUAAUACAAAAUGUAUGUUUAUUCCUAUGGUCAGUGGUCAACUAUCCUAUCGAAUUCAGUUUGAAUUUGUCUCCUUUUUUCUGCAUAACUUGAUGUGCAUACUGUGACUCAUUUUCUCAGCAGUGGCAAUAAAAUACAAUGCCAUUUGAGGUCCACCAUCAAAUUUUGCUGUUGCUAUGGUAACAUUCACUGGUGGAAAGUGGUGUUUUGAGCAAGUGAUUCGAGGGGAGAGGAUAAUGAAACAAUAUCUUCAUUGUGUAGAUUGACAUUUUGGUUGUUUCUUUCUAUCCAUAUAGAGAACCUAAUAGCUUUCUUGACACAUUGUUUGCAUUGACAGACAAUCAAAUUAUUUUAGACUGCAAAAUGUAUUUUUCUUCACCAACAAUAAAAUAUUG